Penicillium taxi is the source of this 426-nucleotide messenger RNA. RefSeq lists its product as uncharacterized. The record is from RefSeq and is a predicted model, not a curated record. NCBI's taxonomy places the organism in Eukaryota, Fungi, Ascomycota, Eurotiomycetes, Eurotiales, Aspergillaceae. The coding region runs from base 1 to 426 and encodes 141 amino acids. The transcript has a single exon.
AUGGGACUCGAGAUACUUCCCAGUUCUUUUGCUCUUCAGAGCCCAGUACUUACUUCCCUAUUGGACCAAGGCGAAGAAUUGUUCCUAGUACGCUACCGAGGCUUGCUUGACAGUUCUGGUUUCAGGACUUUCGUCAUCAGCAAAAAUAUACCUGUCCCAGUAUCUAUUGUAGAGGCGAAAGUAAAUCCCCUCUGGUGGGAGAUAAAUCCUGUAGUGGGUUACAUUGCUUUCAGCGGUUCCUUCUAUGCGUUGACCGGACCUGAGGGAUUCAAGCGAAUCAUUCCAGCUGAAACCAUGGUAAACAGUGUACAAGAUCGAGAGGACUUGAUUGAGCGGUUUGUGGAUGAAUAUGUGCUUGUCACCUUUUCUAUGGGGCUUCAAGGUUAUUAUGACUUCCUACAACGUAACCUCUCGAUGAAACCAUGA